AUGAGUAAACCAAGAAAAAACGAAGAAGUUGAUGAUUAAAUGAGAAAUAUUGGAGACGAAGAAGAAGAAGAUUAUUAAGGGCAAGUAGAAGAAGAGGAAGAUGGCAACAAUCAAGUAGAAGAGGAUGAUGAGGAAGAAGAAGACGAUGAUGAAUAGGAUGAUUAUCAAUAGGAUGGAUUCGUCGUUGGAGACUCUGAAGAGGAAGAAAUUGAGGAAGAAGAGGAUGAAGAUGCCGAAGAAAGACGUCGUCGCAAGAAAGAAAAGAAAAGAUAAAAAAAAUUGGAAAAAUAAAAUUAACACAGGCGUAUCCUCAAGAAAGGACCUAAGAAGAGAGAACUAUCAGAAGAUGAAAUGGAAAAUAAUGAGAUAUAAGAUCUUGAGGAGUAUCAUGAAGAUUCAGAAGAAGGUAUUCCUGAUAGAAAGAGAAAUCAGUAAAGUAGAACCGGUAAUGAUGGUCAUUAAGGAGACAAGAUGGAUUUAGAAGAUUAAGGUAAUGAAGAUUACUUAGAAGAUGUAGGUGAUUAUGGCGCAAAGUAUGGAAAAACAGCCUUUGAAGAACUUUUCAUGGACGAUGAGUCAGGAGAAGAAGAGCAAAAUGAAAACGAAGAUGAUGAAAAUAGAGAAGUUGAUGAUUACAUUGAUGUGUAAUAGCUUUUUGAACCUGAUGAUCUUAAAAAGCGUUUCGAGCGUGAUGAUGAUAAAAAAAUUAAAGAAGAGGAUAUACCUGAGCGCUUAUAGAUUCGUAUGUAGGGACGUAAAGCUCCUGAUCCAGAAGAGCUCAUGGAAGAGACAAAAUGGAUAUCAGAAAAAAUUAAGACUAUAAAGGAUUAUAAGGGUAGCAAGAAGUUGAAUGAUAUUAAUUUCCAUUCAAAAAUAUUCUCUUUCCUCCAAUCUCUACAUUUGGAUAAAGAAGAAGUUAUGUAUAUCUAUACAUACAAGAAGAAUGAAUUUCAUCCACAAUUUGAUCUUGAAGACUUAUGGAGAUUAUAUGACUUAGAUGGCGAAUGGGCUCAAUUCAAUAGACAAAAAAAUCGCAUUCUAUUAUAAAUUUAAUAGCUUAGAAGAGAACUUGAGAAUACUCCUCUGCUAAUUUAAAAUAAUAUAAUUGAUUUUGAAUAAGUUAGAAAAGUUGAAGAAUUUUUCCACAAAGCCAUUGAUACUUAAUCUCUUAAGUUUAUCAAGGAAUACUUUGAUUACCUAUUUAUCAAAAUUUAUCCUUAAAAGGAGCACUAAAGAUUAAAAAUUCGUAAAGACCGUAAAACUAGAAUGAUUAACACUUAUAUUUAAUGUAAGGUUCAUAAGUUAGUUAGUACUUUAACUCUUUCUCCUUAGGAUCUCGUUAAAAACUUAGAAGAAAUGAACUAAAUUAAUUAACCUCAAUUACAACAAAAUAAGCCCUAAGCCUAUGCUGAUAAUUUAAUUUCAGAAAACCCAAAUGUUCCUUGUAUGAAAGAAGCUAUAGAGGCUUUAGAAUGCAUGGUUGAUUAUCUAUCAAAUGAAUUAUUUAACUAUCCUCCCCUUAAAAAAUGGUAUUAUGAAAUGUUUAAAUAAAAAUGCUUAAUUUCUACUGAACCCACAGAUCUUGGUAAAAAGUAAAUAGAUAUGUUCCAUCCCCUAUACCCAGCUAAAAGAAUUCAUAAACGUCCUUACACUUCUUUCACUGAUGACACUUGGUUGCUCUUAGAAGAAGCUGAAAGAUUGAACUUUAUUACAGUUAAGAUUUUCUUAAAAAGUGAAAAUGAUAAUAACUCAGACAAUAACAGCAUAUUUGAUAUUAUGAGUAAAAAUUACAUGAUCAGUUUAAAAAAUUUAGAAGCUCAAAUUAAACAAAUUAAUUCUGAAUGGAAUUUCUUCCGUAAAUACAACAUAGAAAAUGUUUGUGAUAAGUUUUUCUUACCUUAUGCCUAGAGCUUAGUAAGAAUAGAACUUCAUGAAAAUGCUGAAAAGUGGGUUGUAUCUUAAUGCUAACAAAAGUUUUACAACAUGAUUAAUGUUGAACCUUAGAAAAAUGGUAAAAUAAUGUCAGUUGUCCAAGACACAAAUGGUAGAAUAGGUGUUGUCUUUGUUGAUGAAAAUGGAAUUCCUAAUAAUUCUAUGAUUUUGAACUACUUCACCAAGAAAGAAGACUAGCUUUCAACUAAAGCCAGACUAGAAAAAACCUAAGAAGAACAUGAACUUGAAAUUAAGUUUAAAUCUUUUGGACCUUAAUUAAUUGUUGUUGCUGCCAAUAGCAUAGAAUCUUAAAGACUUAAAAAUCUACUUCAUUAAAAAUAUGAAAAAUCUUAAUCUUAUAUUUAAUAUGGAGAUGACACAAUCCCAUAAAUUGUGGCUAAGUAACCUACAAUUCAAGGACCAGGAAAUACCUUACAAUUUAAAGAUUCUGUACUCAGAGUUGCUCUUUCAUAAGGAAGAAUACUUUUAAAUCCUACUGCAGAAAUACUCUCGCUUUGGAACGAUAAUGUUUAACAAAACGGGUGUCUUCAUAUCCCCCUUCAUCCAUCUUAAGAAUAUAUUAGUCUUGAUAAGCUCUAGUACUCACUAGAGAAAUGUUGUGUUUAAAUAGUCAAUUUUAUGGGUGUUGAAAUGGAUAUGCUUUAAGAUUAGCCUCACCUUAAACACCUUCUAUAACACGUAUGUGGUUUAGGACCUAGAAAGGCAUUAAAGCUAAUUGAGCUCUUAGAAAAAAAUGCUGUAAUUUUUGAAAAAGAAAAGGAAGUACCUAAAAAGAGAGGUCUAUUAAUUACUCAACUUGAUAUAAAGGAUGUUGUAUUCAAGAAUAUUAAUGGUUUCAUCAGAUUUAGAUUUUCAAAAGACCCUAUUGAAAAGACUAGAAUCAACAAAGAUUUAUACAAAAUUGCAAAAAAGAUUUGCAGAGACAGUGCUGAUAACUUCUAAAUUAAAAGCUAAAGUGAUGAAGAUAUAGUAGAAUAUGUUAUGAAAAAUCCCAAAUAUAUUGAUGCUAUGGACUUGGAAGAUUAUGCUUAACAGCUUGAGGAGAUGAAAAAUCAACCAAACAUGGCUCCUGUAUUAGAUUUUGUCAAAGAUGAGCUUAUCAACCCAUUUAGCUAUAAAAGAAAUACCUAUGAAGCAAUUAGCGAUUAAGACUUAUUCUUCAAAAUGAUUAAAGAAAGUCCUCAAACAUUCCGUAAAGGAAUGAUUGUUUCAGCAAAAAUCAUUCAAAUUAGACCUAAAGAAAAUCAAUAAAUAAAACAACACUAACUACUUGUUAAGAUUGUUGAUAACGACCUAAAAUCUAGCAUACUUGUUAGUGAAGAGGAAUCAAAGAAUUAUAAGGUUGGUGAUAUUAUUAAAGCUUAUGUUGAUCAAAUUUUUGUCCUUGACAACAAGCGCUCCAAGGAUAAAAUUAUUGGUUUCGAUGUCAAUUGUGUGACUUUAACUUUUAAAGCCAUCAAAUUUAAUGAUUUAGUCAGAGAAAUGAGAUAAUUUUAAGACUUAGAUAUUCUUAGUACUUUCAAGUUCAUUGAAGCUGAAGACAAGCCAUUGGGUAUUGAUGUCACUGAAAGAAAAGCUAAGAAAUUCGAACCAAGAAAGAUUGCUCAUCCUAAUUUUAAAAAUAUAAGUAUUACAGAUGCUGUAAAGCUUUUGAAGAAUGCAAAAAAUGGUGAAUUUAUUAUUAGACCCAGUUCAAAAGGUAAACAAUACCUUGCCAUAACAUGGAAAUUCUUCGAUGACGUGUUUGUCCACUUAUCACUUAAGGAAGAAUAUGGCAAAGAAAAGGGGUUCUAAACGAAAUAUGUUUUAAAUGACAAAGAAUCGUUUGAUAACUUUGAUGAAAUUAUUGAAAGAUAUAUCAUUCCUUGCAAUAAUCACAUGAACUCAGCUAAAGAUAAUCGUAAGUUUUCAAAAAAAUCAAUAGAAGAAAUAGAAUAGGAGCUAAAGAGAAAUAAAGAAGAAUAACCAGACAUUAUUCACUAUAACUUUUGUUGUGUCCCUAAAUAUCCUCAAUUUAUCGUCUUGCUAUAUUGCUCUAAAUAGGAUUAAGUCACCAAAGAGUGGAUUAAAGUUAAGUAUUAGGGCUUUUAUUUCCAUGAAAAGUAUUUUGGACAAUUAAAGGAUUUAAUUAAAUGGUUUAAAGAUUGCUUCCAUACUCCCGAAUACAAAAAGUAUGUAAAAAAAGCUGAAGAACCAUAUGCAUCUAAGACCCCUAGCUCAUUUAGUAAUUAAGGAACUAUUGGCAUAAAAUAAGAAGGUGGUGUCAAAUAUGAAAAAUCAGAGAGAGGCAUUGGAGGACAAAAAUGUUAAAACUGUGGUAAAUAUGGUCAUGCUGCUAAUAACUGCAAAAAUAAAAGAUCCUAUAAUUCCUCUUCAGGAUAGGGCAGUGCAUCUGGAGCAAAACAAUGUUUCCACUGUAAGGGUACUGACCACUUUAUUAAAGACUGCCCAAAUAAAACUCAUCAAAGCAAUAAAGGAAGUGGCGGUUUUAGCUAUAGCAGAAGAGAUAGAAAUCAAUAACACUCACGCUCUAGAUCUCGUUCAUAUGACAACGAGCAUUGA
Messenger RNA from Tetrahymena thermophila SB210, 4515 nucleotides. Its product is annotated as zinc knuckle protein. Gene Ontology annotation, molecular function: nucleic acid binding; nucleosome binding; zinc ion binding. NCBI's taxonomy places the organism in Eukaryota, Ciliophora, Oligohymenophorea, Hymenostomatida, Tetrahymenidae. The record is from RefSeq and is a predicted model, not a curated record. The transcript has 13 exons. Gene Ontology annotation, cellular component: transcription elongation factor complex. Gene Ontology annotation, biological process: transcription elongation by RNA polymerase II; transcription elongation-coupled chromatin remodeling; positive regulation of transcription elongation by RNA polymerase II.